Messenger RNA from Penicillium olsonii, 2574 nucleotides. Lineage: Eukaryota; Fungi; Ascomycota; Eurotiomycetes; Eurotiales; Aspergillaceae. The record is from the annotation of a GenBank genome assembly.
AUGGCUUCAGAUGCUGUCAGCCCCGUUGUGGACCAGCUCCUCCGGAUGCUGACUCUCGAAGAGAAGGUGUCAUUGGUGGCCGGCAAGAACAUGUGGCAGACACAAGACAUUGCACGAUUGGGCAUUCAGUCUCUGCAAACCACCGAUGGCCCCGCGGGGGCUCGCGGCACGAAAUGGAACUACGGGUCCCUGACGACCCUGAUUCCCUGUGCGAUCUCACUAGCAGCCACCUUUGACCCGGCAUUGGUCGAGAAGGUCGGCAACGUGCUGGGUGAAGAAACAAGACGCAAGGGCUGCCAUGUCCUGUUGGCCCCAACAAUGAACUUCUCCCGCUCACCACUGGGGGGUCGCAAUUUCGAAAGCUUCGGAGAGGAUCCUUUCCUCAUCGGCACUAUCUCUACGUCCAUCAUCCGUGGGAUUCAAAGCAAAGGAGUGGGUGCGUGCAUGAAGCAUUUCAUCCUCAAUGAUACAGAGACCCGUCGCUUCAAUGUCGAUCAAUAUAUCGACGAGCGCACCCUGCGGGAGGUCUACAUGAAGCCUUUCGCUAUGGUCCUCGAGGCCUCACCAUGGACGGCAAUGGUCAGCUACCCGAAAGUCAACGGCAUCCACGCCGAUAUGAGCUCUUUCGUUCUUCAAAAGCUUCUACGUGAAGAGCUGCAGUUCGACAGACUCGUCAUGAGUGACUGGGGUGGCUGCAACAGCACCGUGGAAAGUAUCAUUGCGGGCACAGAUCUCGAGAUGCCAGGCCCACCAGUUCGACGGGGUCAGCUUUUGCUUUCUGCCAUCCGAGAUGGAAAAGUGGACGAAAAGAAGCACCUGGAUGUCAGUGUGCGACGCGUUCUGCAGCUCCUAGAACGUGCAUCUCUUCUUCCAUCGUUGGAAGGAUUGAAGAGUGCGACUAAAAUUCCAGAGCAGCCUGAUUCAGUCGAAGGGCCCUCGCCGGAUUAUGACGCCUUCCAUCAACUGGUGCGCGAGGCUGCGGAGGGCGGCCUAGUGCUGUUGAAAAACGAAAAUCUGCUGCCCCUCAAGCCUUCUGCGCUGAAGAAAGUUGCUAUUCUAGGCCCCAACGCCCACAAACCAACAGCCGGUGGCUCUGGUAGUGCGGCUGUGAAUCCAUUCUACAUCACGACGCCACGAGAGUGCCUGACAAAAGCACUCGAAGUCGCUCAUCCGGAGGCUCAGGUCACAUAUGAGCAGGGUGUCCCUUUCACCUUACGACCACCACUUUUUGGCAGUGCGCUUCGUCUGCCUGAUCUAUCUAAACAAGGAGUGCAAGUGGACUUUUACGCAGGUCAUGAGUUUGAAGGUGAUGUCGUCGCUACCACCUUCUGGGUCGACUCCAUGCUCUAUAUGAUGAGUGAUGGGGAUGUGCCCGCAUCACUUCUAGGAAAUCCAUACUGCUACAGAGUGACUGGAGUUGUCACUCCCGAGAUAUCCGGUCAAUAUACAAUCAGUGUCGCAAACACAGGCAAGGCCAAGCUCUUCAUUGAUGGUGUGCUCGUGAUUGACAACACUGAAUGGACCACUAUAACCGGGGGCUUCCUCGGCUGCUCCAGCGAAGAUAAGACGAUUUCCAUACGUCUAGAAGCAGGGCGUUCAUACAGGCUACAGGUAGACAACGUUGUCACCUUGCCGCUUGUCGAGGCCUUCGACAACACCAUCUUCCCUCGAGUAUCUGGUCUUCGACUGGGUCUUGCCCUCAAUGAAGACGAGGACGCUAUGCUGAAUCGCGCUGUUGAGGCUGCUCGCGACUCCGACGUCGCCAUUCUCGUCGUCGGUCACAACAAGGACUCCGAAGGCGAAGGUGGCGAUCGACCAGACAUGGAAUUGCCGGGUCGUACCAACGAGCUCAUUGCUUCCAUUUGUGCCGCCAAUCCCUCCACAAUUGUCGUCGUCCAGGCAGCUAGUGCAACCACCAUGCCGUGGGCAGACAAGGCCGGGGCUAUCGUUUUGGGCUGGUAUCAAGGCCAGGAGAACGGGAACGCCUUGGCCAACGCACUAUUGGGCCACUGCAACUUCUCUGGCAAGACUCCAAUUACAUUCCCCAAGACACUUGCCGAUCACGGCUCAAGCGAGUGGUUCCCCGCUCAGGCGGCACAAUAUCUCGCCGUCUUUGGCGAAGGUGUUUUGAUGGGGUAUCGAUCAUUCGAUGAGCGUAAAAUCGAGCCCAUGUGGCCAUUUGGCUUUGGUCUGUCUUACACCACCUUCGCAUUGAGCAAUAUACAUGCUAGUGGUGAGAUGCAUGCUUCAUCUGCCUCCAACAUUGUCAUUCAUGCGACCGUCAGUAAUACAGGGCAUUGUGGUGGACAUGAAGUCGUCCAGGUUUAUGCAUCGCCAUCUGAUCGUAUCCGUGAAAGUGGCCUGCCCAGUUUCCCCAAAACGCUGGUGGCAUUCCGCAAAGUGUGGGUCCCUGCUGGAGGGUCUGAAGAUGUACGCAUUGUCGUCAAGAACGAGGAGCUGCGGUGGUAUGACCAGGAGGCUGGAUCGUGGCGUCUUGACGCGGGCACUUACACUUGUUUCGUCGGUACUAGUGUGCGAGACAUCCAGAGUGAGUUGAAGAUCAAGGUUCUUUAG